Triticum turgidum subsp. durum (durum wheat) is the source of this 684-nucleotide messenger RNA. NCBI's taxonomy places the organism in Eukaryota, Viridiplantae, Streptophyta, Magnoliopsida, Poales, Poaceae. The record is from the annotation of a GenBank genome assembly.
AUGAACCAUGCAAAUUGUGAGCCUGAUGUUACUGCCUACAAUAUUUUUAUCAACUACUUCUGUAAGUAUGGACAUCUCGAUCAGGCUAUUGGUGUGUUGGAGAAGAUGGUUAGCGAUAAAUGUUUUCCUGAUAUAGUUACGUACAACACACUCCUAAAUGCCAUAUGUAAAGAGGGUAUGGUGGAAGAAGCUCUUUUGAUAGCCCGUUGCAUCAGAGAAAAUGGAUGGCAGUUGGUUCGUAUUACGUACAACACCCUGAUAGAUGCUUUAGCAAACAAGGGUGAGGUGGACAAAGCUAUGACUCUGUUUGAUGAGAUGUCUAGUGAUGGGAUCAGUCCCGAUGACAUUACUUAUGGUUCACUUGUUAUGUGCUUCUGUAGGAAAAACAUGGCUGAAGAGGCCCUAGAGCUCUUGAAUCGUACACUUGCUCUUGGUUUUCAGGUUAAAGUAACUACUUUUGUCAUGGUGAUCCAGGCAUUGUGCAGAGAUAGCAAAGCGGAAGCUGCUGCUGAUAUACUGCGAGUAAUGGUAUCAGAAAUUAAAAACACCAGCAACUCAUUUUAUCUAUCUAUAGUCAGAAGAGUCGCGAAAUCAGGCAGGAUUGAAGAAGCAGAAAGGCUGCUUCAGGAAUUAGUUGACUGCAAGAUAGUGAAAGAAGAUUCCCCUGUUGUGUUGAGCAGCUAG